GCAGCCAUGUCCGGACGCGGCAAAGGCGGGAAGGGCCUGGGCAAGGGCGGCGCCAAGCGCCACCGCAAGGUGCUGCGCGACAACAUCCAGGGCAUCACCAAGCCCGCCAUCCGGCGCCUGGCGCGGCGCGGCGGCGUCAAGCGCAUCUCCGGGCUCAUCUACGAGGAGACGCGCGGGGUGCUCAAGGUGUUCCUGGAGAACGUGAUCCGCGACGCCGUCACCUACACGGAGCACGCCAAGCGCAAGACGGUCACGGCCAUGGACGUGGUGUACGCGCUCAAGCGCCAGGGCCGCACCCUCUACGGCUUCGGCGGCUGAGCCCGGCUCCCCGCCCCGUCUCCCCCCAAAGGCCCUUUUCAGGGCCGCCCACCCCCUCUCGGAAGGG
Molecule: messenger RNA, 385 nt
Organism: Eptesicus fuscus (big brown bat)
Lineage: Eukaryota; Metazoa; Chordata; Mammalia; Chiroptera; Vespertilionidae
Product: histone H4
Exons: 1
Coding region: 7-318 (103 amino acids)
Biological process (GO): nucleosome assembly
Cellular component (GO): nucleosome
Molecular function (GO): protein heterodimerization activity; structural constituent of chromatin; DNA binding
Source: RefSeq, a predicted model, not a curated record